This is a messenger RNA of Dicentrarchus labrax (European seabass), 2140 nucleotides long. RefSeq names its product presenilins-associated rhomboid-like protein, mitochondrial (gene parlb). Gene Ontology annotation, cellular component: membrane. The record is from RefSeq and is a predicted model, not a curated record. Bases 253 to 1260 code for a protein of 335 amino acids. Gene Ontology annotation, molecular function: serine-type endopeptidase activity. The transcript has 9 exons. Lineage: Eukaryota; Metazoa; Chordata; Actinopteri; Moronidae.
GUGUGCAGUGUGUGCAGUGUGUUGCUGAUCCAGGUGUGUGCAGUGUGUGCAGUGUGUUGCUGAUCCAGGUGUGUGCAGUGUGUUGUUGAUCCAGGUGUGUGCAGUGUGUGCAGUGUGUUGCUGAUCCAGGUGUGUGCAGUGUGUGCAGUGUGUGUCUCUGUCCUCCAGGGGUCGCUGUGACUCCUCCCGCCGUUGACCCGGCAGUGAACGGCCGUCCCCGGGGUCGCUCUGCCGGGGUCACCGGGCUCCACCAUGGCGUGGAGGAGCUGCUCUCUGCUGCUCAGACUCACCGGAGAUGAUGUUUUCCGGAGCUCCGCGAGGGGAGGCAGGUGGCCUCACAGCUUCCAGCAGCGAUGCGGUUUCAGGAAAGCCUCCAAGAAACCAGAAUCCAAGAAGGUGGAAGAAGAGCUGAUUCCCCAUCAACACGCCGAGUCCUCUGAGGUCGCGGUCCCCCGUCGGAGCCCCGCCCCCCACAGCGUCCACCACCGUCCACCCGGGUCCCCGCGGGCCUUCAGCCGGCUCCUCAGACCGCUGGUGUUCACCGUGGGGUUUACAGGCUGCUCCUUCGGCUCGGCGGCCAUCUGGCAGUACGAGUCCCUGAAGUCCCGAGUCCAGAGCUACUUCGACGAGAUCCGAGCGGAUUGGCUGGAGAAGCUGCGGCCGCCGAAACGAGGAGACGUCCGCAAAGAGAUCAACCAAUGGUGGCACAGCCUGAGCGAGGGUCAGAGGACGGUCACAGGAAUCAUUGCUGCUAACGCCCUGGUGUUCUGCUGUUGGAGAGUCCCGUCUCUGCAGCGCUCCAUGAUCAAAUACUUCACCUCCAACCCCGCCUCCAAGACUCUCUGCUCUCCGAUGCUCCUCUCCACAUUCAGCCACUUCUCUUUCUUCCACUUGGCUGCCAACAUGUACGUCCUCUGGAGCUUCUCCACCAGCGCCGUCUCUAUGCUGGGCAGAGAGCAGUUCAUGGCCGUCUACCUGUCUGCAGGUGUCGUAUCUACGUUUGUCAGUUAUAUUUGUAAGAUGGCCACAGGGAGGUUCGGUCCGUCUCUGGGAGCCUCUGGAGCUAUAAUGACCGUUCUAGCUGCCGUCUGCACCAAAAUGCCAGAAGCCAAACUGGCCAUCAUCUUCCUCCCAAUGUUCACCUUCACUGCUGCCAACGCGCUGAAGGCCAUCGUUGCCAUGGAUACAGCCGGCGUGGUGUUGGGAUGGAAGUUCUUUGACCACGCAGCUCAUUUAGGAGGAGCUUUAUUCGGAGUGUAAGUUGGUGUUUCGACCAAUCACAGCAGGCGCUCCGAUGCCUUCCUGACGUUGGUUUUUAUCGGUUUCAGUUCUCCAGAAACAGAUUGAUUAUUGAUUAUUGAUUGAUUGGCCAGAGAUAAAAACGCUGUUUGCAGCUUUGUGGUCGUUUAUCAAUAAUAUUUGGAUCAAUUGUUCCUGGUUUCCCAUCAUGCUCUCAUGCACGACCUGAGGACCCGAGGAGGGCCGGGCAGAGGAGGCGGCAGCGACGACGGCGGCACCGCGUAGGGACGCCCAACCACCGGGGCUGCUGGGAAAAUGUAAAGAUGUAUAAAAUGUACAGAAAGAAGCCGCCGCCGCGUUCGGCUUCAACAGGAAGUAAAGCAUGAGUUAAAAUAAUGACUCAUCGUAUUUCUAUCGAUAACCGACGUGAACGAUUCCAGUUUGUUUCCCUGCAGAGACGCUAAUUAUUAUUUAGUUGCCAUGGAGACGGAUUGUAUUGUUUCUGAUUGUGUUUCUGUUCAUUGUUCGACAAAACGUCUCGAUUUCAACCAUAAUAUAAAUAAUAACAAACACAAACACAGCAUUUCAUCUAUUUCCUGAAGAAAACUACAUAUUUUAAUACGUUUAUUAUUAUAAUUAUUAUUAUUAUUGAUAUUAAUCUCUGGUUUUCCACAAACUUCCUGCAGUUAUUGUGUUCACUGUUGAUCAGUUACUGUUAUUGAUCAAUACAAUAUGAACUACAGUCAGGUUGGGAACCACCAUGAUACACUCUGGAUCCAGAACUUGUUUCAGGACUCUGGUCCAUCAGAGGAGUCGGGAUAAACGUUCUGUUUGUGUCUUUCUGCUUAUUUAUGUUUGUUUGUUUGUUUUCUUUCCAAUAAAUAAAACUGAUCAGAAACGA